Molecule: messenger RNA, 435 nt
Organism: Sodiomyces alkalinus F11
Lineage: Eukaryota; Fungi; Ascomycota; Sordariomycetes; Glomerellales; Plectosphaerellaceae
Exons: 2
Coding region: 96-293 (65 amino acids)
Source: RefSeq, a predicted model, not a curated record
UGGAAACUCCAUUGGCGUGAUCCUGUCUCCCUGCUCUCGGUAUCCCUCCGGCGAUCACUUCUCACGCACCACUCGACACGAGUUGAUCGGGGAACAUGUUCAGAGCCUACAAGAACCUCUCCCCCAAAGCCCGCAUCACCGUCGGCCUCGGCAUCACCGGCUGGGGUGCCGUCGGCCUUUGGCUCUCCGACCGCGCAGAGGAGAAGUACCAGCCCCCCGAAGAGGACAAGGCCGUCGUGGAGCGCCUCAUCCCGCGCAUCUCCGUCGUGGACAGGCCUGAGGGCGGACGCUGAAGACGCCGGACAAGAAACAAUUUACUCUUAUACAAAGUCUCGGCUUCUUCGGAUGGCAACGGAGAUGCAGCCUAGUUAGCUUCUUAGCACACUUCUAAUAAAUCAAACAAACAAACAAACAAGAAAAUCCGUUGUAUAUACU